CUCGAGCUGGGAAUUUGUACAAACAAAUUCGCAACUCCAUUAAAUGUGCUUAACUAAGUGGCCGUGGAGACUUGUUGGUAUUGAACAGUCCACAGAGGCUGGGGAGUCGUAAGUUAGUGCGUGGUUUCCAAUAUUGACAGUACACACCGCCAGCGUCAGCAAAAAGUUUCAUAUCUUCGUAUCAGCUGCGAAGACAAAGCAGUGCCACAAAAAGUCGCACGUAGGUAGCUGUUCGUUCUGUUGCUAUGGCCAGUCCCAGGACGCGACGAGUGCUCCAAGAGCUGAAGCCACAAGAUGAUAAUUCGAAAUGCUUCGAGUGCGGCACACACAAUCCCCAGUGGGUGUCGGUCACCUACGGAAUUUGGAUAUGUCUGGAGUGCUCCGGGAAGCAUCGCAGCCUGGGCGUCCAUCUGUCCUUCGUGCGCUCCGUGACGAUGGACAAAUGGAAAGACAUUGAGCUGGAGAAGAUGAAGGCGGGUGGCAACCGCAAUGCUCGCGAGUUCCUGGAGGAUCAGGCCGACUGGAGCGAACGGGCGCCCAUAACGCAGCGCUACAACUCCAAGGCAGCGGCUCUGUAUCGCGACAAGAUCGCGGCACUGGCCCAAGGUAAAAGCUGGAACCAAAAAGAUGCCGAAACGCGGCUGGGCAGCAACAAUAGCCAGAGCAGGAAUAGUGGCAACAGAAGCUCGCAGUCACAUGCCAGCGCAACAGGUUACGGCGGCUCCGAUGGCUAUCAGAACGGAGGCGGCAGCUAUGGUGACGCCCCAGGCUAUCAGCAAUACCAGACACAGGAAUUUCGGGAUCAGAAGGAGGAGUUUUUCAGCAAACGCCAAGUUGAGAACGCUUCGCGACCAGAGAACUUGCCACCGAGCCAGGGCGGAAAGUAUGCCGGGUUUGGGUUCACACGUGAGCCUCCGCCAAAAACGCAAUCUCAGGAGCUUAUCGACUCGACACUGUCCACACUGGCGUCGGGCUGGAGUUUGUUCUCCACGAACGCCUCAAAGCUGGCCAGUACCGCCAAGGAUAAGGCCGUUACCACUGUCAAUUUGGCAUCAACGAAGAUGAAAGAAGGCACUUUGCUAGAAACCGUUCAGAGCGGUGUUACAGAUGUGGCCUUCAAGGUCACAGACAUCGGCAAGAGAGGCUGGAACAACUUGGCAGGCAGCAACAUGUCGUCGCCGCAGAGCGGCUACAACGACCCCAACUUUGAGGACAACGCCUAUCAGCAGCGAUCGAACUCGGUAGGCGGAAAUCUGGCCGGAGGCCUGGGCCAACAGAGCGGCGUGAGCGACAGCGACUGGGGUGGCUGGCAGGAGAAUGCCAAUAACAAGACGCAUCUGACCAGCUCCAGCUCGUAUCAUACCCAGCUAAGCAGCAACAGUGGCACCGCCUCCGCCGGCCUCACGCACGACGCCGACUGGUCCGGCUUCGAGGCCUCCAACUACCAGAGCGCGGAGACCUCCUACCAGAAUGCCCCAUCGGGUGGACAGAGUGCCCGCCGCAACAUGAAGCUGCAGGACACGUCGGUAAAGCUGAGCGAGGGCUUCGACAAUCUGGAUGUGAAAAAUGUGAAAUCGAAACCGGCCGCUCCUGCGGGCGACAAGGCGAACGCCGAGGAUGAUGCCUGGAACUUGCUAAUGAACUAGAGAGCUAUUGUCCCUAAAACCGAUCCAUGUACCCGAACCACAAUGUAUU
Molecule: messenger RNA, 1695 nt
Organism: Drosophila persimilis
Lineage: Eukaryota; Metazoa; Arthropoda; Insecta; Diptera; Drosophilidae
Gene: ArfGAP1
Product: ADP-ribosylation factor GTPase-activating protein 1
Exons: 5
Coding region: 246-1646 (466 amino acids)
Biological process (GO): regulation of endocytosis; regulation of ARF protein signal transduction
Cellular component (GO): Golgi membrane
Molecular function (GO): GTPase activator activity
Source: RefSeq, a predicted model, not a curated record